Insectozyma verbasci is the source of this 459-nucleotide messenger RNA. Lineage: Eukaryota; Fungi; Ascomycota; Pichiomycetes; Serinales; Debaryomycetaceae. The record is from the annotation of a GenBank genome assembly.
AUGUCAAUUGCUUCUAAUGCUUCUUGUAUUUUUUGUAAAAUUAUAAAAGGAGAAAUUCCUUCUUUUAAAUUAAUUGAAACUACUAAAACUUAUUCAUUUUUAGAUAUUCAACCAACAAGUGAAGGUCAUGUUUUAAUUAUACCAAAAUAUCAUGGUGCAAAAUUACAUAAUAUUCCAGAUGAUUAUUUAAGUGAUUUAUUACCAGUUGUUAGAAAAUUAACAAAAGUAUUAAAAUUAGAUGAAAAUGAUACUCCUGAAGGUGAAGGUUAUAAUAUAUUACAAAAUAAUGGUAGAAUUGCACAUCAAAUAGUUGAUCAUGUUCAUUUUCAUUUAAUUCCAAAGAAAAAUGAUAAAUCAGGAUUAAUUGUGGGAUGGCCAGCUCAAGAAACUAAUUUUGAAAAAUUGGGUAAAUUUCAUGAAGAAUUGAAGAAAGAAUUAGAAAAGGAAGAAAAAUUGUGA